UGCCUCAUGGCUGGUAGCAAUUGGUCCGGAUACGAACCUAUGACAAACGCAGUUAACCCACUUUUUCUUCUGCGUCUGUUGAUGACAUUCUCUGCUCUACCAUGAGCUACGGACUCGAAGCUUCAGCAGAGACGCACGAGCGUGGCGCUAAGCGAGCGUUCUCCACGUCACCAACGCUCACGACAUCCUCCGAUGGCGAGUCCUCCGAGCGCGACGCGCUAAUAGGCUCAGACGCCUUGCUGGUGGGUGCCGCGAGCCACAGCGGAACACAAAAGACUGCGCGCCGGCGCCACUCGACCUUCGACUGGAUGCUCGGCGUGACGUUCCUCGUGAUCGUGGCGCUCAUUUGGACGUUCGCUAGCGUGCUGGUGCAGUACAUUUUCCACAAUCUGAGCUUCCAGGGUCCGUUCUUCCUUACGUACGUUGGCAUCUCUCUCUUCUCGGUCAAUCUGCCUCUCUGGUACGCGUCGCAAGUGCUGCUCCCAAAGUUCAAGGCCUGGCUUCGAGGUCUACCCACCAACGGCAAGUUAAGCCACAGCGAAUUACUGCGUCGAUCGGGCGUACAGGCAAGUUACAGCCAAAUCUUCCGUAUCAGCGCCAUCAUCUCGCCCCUUUGGUUUAUCGCCAAUUUCACUUAUAACGAGAGUCUCAACCUCACGAGCGUGUCCAGCAGCACCAUCGUAAGCUCCACGUCCACAGUAUUCACGUUCUUACUGAGUGUUGUGGCACUUAAGGAACCCUUCGUUUGGAUGAAACUGGCCGGUGUCAUCCUCUGCAUGGCUGGUAACAUCUCGACGAUCUUCAAUGAUGAAGGAGUGGAUGGCGGCACUGAUCACGUGUUCGGUGACUUGGUGGCUCUCUUUGCAGCCUUCAUGUACGGCGUAUACACGACGGCGAUCCGCCGUUUGAUCCCGGACGAGGAGAGCGUGAGUAUCUCGCUGUUCUUCGGGUUCAUAGGCGUUAUCAACAUGGUGUGUCUGCUGCCAAUUGUUUUGGCCUUCCACUAUUCGAGCAUCGAGUCGCUAAGCGGGCUGUCGUUGGAGAUCCUGGUUCUCAUUGGCAUUAAGGGGCUGUUUGACAACGUGUUGUCGGAUUAUCUAUGGGCGCGUGCGGUGCUGCUGACGUCGCCCACGGUGGCCACGGUCGGACUGUCGUUGACGGUCCCGCUGGCCAUCGUGGCCGACUUUUGGUUCCACGGCAUGCUGCCCACGAACGUGACGUUGCUCGCCUCCACGCUCGUUAUCUCUGGCUUCGUACUGAUCAACGUCGGCACCAAGCAGAACCAGCAUGAAUACCAUCCGAAACGCUCUACGGACCGCUCGGACGCGGCUCUUGACCCUCGCACGCGCAGCAACAGCGUCGGCGAACUUGGUGUAUGAGAGAGGCAAUUGUUGAAGCACACGUAGUGCUUGGUGUCUUGAGUGUUCUGGUUUUUAAGCAUGAAUUACUUGCAUUUCCUGCACACACGCCAUAAUCUUUGGCAAUCCAGUGUUGAGUGGAUUUGCUGCUCACUCAGGCGAUGAAUAUUUUCGUGUUCAACUACAUGUACGGCAAGCGUACACAUGCAGAAUUUAUGUAUUCUGCUACUUCCGAAGUAUUAGCUUGCACGCUCGAAGCAAGAUUAUUUCCGUGACGUCAUCCGUAAUCACUGCAGUGCUUCGUCGAAAUGAUAAUCAUGUCGCGUACAUGAAGUCGCCGAGACAGGAUGGAAUUCACACGAGUCGUGGUCGUGUCACGACCCAGUACUCGGGCAUUUCUCCCGUUUUGGCUGUGCUACGUUAACAGCACGAGAGGUCGUGAGUAGUUGAAGCUGCGUUCAAUUGUACCAUCAUUUUUUUUGUUUUUCCCAUA
This is a messenger RNA of Phytophthora nicotianae INRA-310, 1851 nucleotides long. RefSeq lists its product as hypothetical. The coding region runs from base 102 to 1379 and encodes 425 amino acids. Gene Ontology annotation, biological process: regulation of peptide transport. Lineage: Eukaryota; Oomycota; Peronosporomycetes; Peronosporales; Peronosporaceae. The transcript has a single exon. Gene Ontology annotation, cellular component: membrane. The record is from RefSeq and is a predicted model, not a curated record.